Molecule: messenger RNA, 603 nt
Organism: Ostreobium quekettii
Lineage: Eukaryota; Viridiplantae; Chlorophyta; Ulvophyceae; Bryopsidales; Ostreobiaceae
Source: the annotation of a GenBank genome assembly
GACCUGAUGCGGCUUGCCAGAAGAGCAGAAGAGCCCUCGGCAAAUGCCACUGUCCACCAGCUGCUUAGUCAAGGUGCGGACCCAAACGCCUGCUGCCUUCCAACCGAGCCCGGCCAGGGAUGCCCUGUCCUCCACGCUACUGCGGACAUAAACAACAACGCCAUUGUUGCGACCGCUUUGCUGGAAGCGGGAGCGGAGGUGGGAGCGACUUGCAGAGAGAAUUGGACGGCGUUGCACAUUGCAUCCGGCAGCAACGCCGAGAAAGUGGGACUCGUUCUACUCAACUUCGGGGCGAGCGUCUCUGACAGGACCAAUCUUGAAGAGACACCGCUCCAUUGGGCCGCAGACCGGGGCAAUCUGGGUACAUUGAGGUUGCUUAUUGACUUUGGUGCUGACGUGGAUGCUGGGAAGCAUGACGGCUUUACGCCUCUGCAUCUGGCGGCGUUUAGAGGCUUUGCGAGUGUGGCAGAGCUGCUUGUGGAACGUGGGGCAGAUAUUCUGGUGACGAACAAUGAUGGAAAAACGCCAGGUGAAAUCAUUUGCAAAGAUGCACUAGGCUGCCAGGAACCCACCAGAGAAGCGCUGACGAAUUUGUUAUUGUGA